Messenger RNA from Mesitornis unicolor (brown roatelo), 609 nucleotides. RefSeq names its product GULP, engulfment adaptor PTB domain containing 1 (gene GULP1). The annotation marks the transcript as partial. Lineage: Eukaryota; Metazoa; Chordata; Aves; Mesitornithiformes; Mesitornithidae. The record is from RefSeq and is a predicted model, not a curated record. The transcript has 7 exons.
AUGAACCGUGCUUUUAGCAGGAAGAAGGACAAAACAUGGAUGCACACUCCUGAAGCCUUAUCAAAGCAUUUUAUUCCCUACAAUGCAAAGUUUCUUGGCAAUACAGAAGUGGAGCAGCCAAAAGGCACAGAAGUUGUUAGAGAUGCUGUUAGAAAAUUAAAGUUUGCAAGACAUAUCAAGAAAUCUGAAGGCCAGAAGACCCCCAAAGUUGAAUUACAAAUCUCGAUCUAUGGUGUAAAAAUUCUAGAUCCAAAAACAAAGGAAGUCCAGCACAACUGUCAGCUCCAUAGGAUAUCAUUUUGCGCUGAUGAUAAAACUGACAAGAGAAUAUUUACUUUCAUAUGCAAAGACUCAGAAUCAAAUAAGCAUCUGUGCUAUGUAUUUGACAGUGAAAAGUGUGCGGAAGAGAUAACUUUAACAAUUGGUCAAGCAUUUGACUUAGCUUACAGGAAAUUUCUGGAAUCUGGAGGAAAAGACAUUGAAACAAGGAAACAAAUAGCAGGUUUACAGAAAAGAAUUCAAGAAUUAGAAACUGAAAACACAGAACUGAAAAAUAAAGUUCAAGAUUUAGAAAACCAGUUAAGAAUAACACAAGUACAUGCAUCUCCA